AUGGCUAGCUACUUGAUCACCGGGGCAAAUCGUGGCCUUGGAUACGGCUUUAUCCAGGUCUUGGCCAGAGAUUCCUCCAAUACAGUCAUUGGACUUGUCCGCGACAAGACAGCCGCGGAUAAGCAACUCGCCGCGGAUGGCAUCAAGAACGUCACCUUCAUUCAAGCCGCCAUAGCUGACCGCAAAUCCCUGGUCGCUGCUCGAGACGAGGUCCUCAAGAUUACUGGCGGACGCCUCGACUAUCUUAUCAACAACGCCGCUUUCAUUGCUGAAACGACCCAGGCCGGUGCCCUUGACGAGUUCGACGAUAGGCAAGACCAACUCGAGCACGACCUGGUCCAAUCGUUCUAUGUCAAUGUGGUCGGAAUCAUCAACACAAUCAAUGUCUUUUUGCCACUCAUCAAGAAAAGCUCCGUCAAGAAGGCUGUCUUGAUCUCCUCAGGCAUGGCUGACCCUGAUCUGGUCAAUGGUGGAAUUGCCGACUCGGCCCCCUAUACAAUCAGCAAGGCUGCCGCUAACAUGGCCAUCUUCAAGUACAAUGCCAAGUACAAGGAUCAAGGCGUUUUGUUCUUUGCAAUCUCACCGGGUAUCGUGGCUACCCGGGAAGGGUUAGAGGAGUCCACAACCGUCCAGAAGCUAAAGGCCGCCAUGCCUCACUGGACUGGCCCGUUAACCCCGGUACAAUCAGCGGAGAUGGUACUCGGAGUAAUCUAUGAUUCCAGUCUUGAAAACGGGAGUGGUGGUGCUUUCGUAUCGCACUACGGUACCAAGCAGUGGCUCUGA
Messenger RNA from Exophiala aquamarina CBS 119918, 783 nucleotides. RefSeq lists its product as uncharacterized. NCBI's taxonomy places the organism in Eukaryota, Fungi, Ascomycota, Eurotiomycetes, Chaetothyriales, Herpotrichiellaceae. Gene Ontology annotation, molecular function: oxidoreductase activity, acting on the CH-OH group of donors, NAD or NADP as acceptor. The transcript is spliced from 2 exons. Bases 1 to 783 code for a protein of 260 amino acids. The record is from RefSeq and is a predicted model, not a curated record.